Gorilla gorilla gorilla (western lowland gorilla) is the source of this 610-nucleotide messenger RNA. It is a transcript of the gene RPL27A, whose product is annotated as ribosomal protein L27a. The coding region runs from base 122 to 568 and encodes 148 amino acids. Gene Ontology annotation, biological process: translation. NCBI's taxonomy places the organism in Eukaryota, Metazoa, Chordata, Mammalia, Primates, Hominidae. Gene Ontology annotation, molecular function: structural constituent of ribosome. The transcript has 5 exons. Gene Ontology annotation, cellular component: cytosolic large ribosomal subunit; ribosome. The record is from RefSeq and is a predicted model, not a curated record.
CCAAGAGGCCCCGCCCGAAGCCCGGCCUCUGUGACCGGAAGUGAGGCGUUUUGCCCCGCCCCCGUGGCCGAUACCUCGCGAGACUUGGCGAAGGCCUUCCUUUUUCGUCUGGGCUGCCAACAUGCCAUCCAGACUGAGGAAGACCCGGAAACUUAGGGGCCACGUGAGCCACGGCCACGGCCGCAUAGGCAAGCACCGGAAGCACCCCGGCGGCCGCGGUAAUGCUGGUGGUCUGCAUCACCACCGGAUCAACUUCGACAAAUACCACCCAGGCUACUUUGGGAAAGUUGGUAUGAAGCAUUACCACUUAAAGAGGAACCAGAGCUUCUGCCCAACUGUCAACCUUGACAAAUUGUGGACUUUGGUCAGUGAACAGACACGGGUGAAUGCUGCUAAAAACAAGACUGGGGCUGCUCCCAUCAUUGAUGUGGUGCGAUCGGGCUACUACAAAGUUCUUGGAAAGGGAAAGCUCCCAAAGCAGCCUGUCAUCGUGAAGGCCAAAUUCUUCAGCAGAAGAGCUGAGGAGAAGAUUAAGAGUGUUGGGGGAGCCUGUGUCCUGGUGGCUUGAAGCCACAUGGAGGGAGUUUCAUUAAAUGCUAACUACUUUUUC